UCCUCCGUCCUUCCUUCCCUUUCCCUUUCCUCCGAUUCCUUCAGCCCCUCGCGUCCGGUUGAGUUCUCAGAUCGAUCGAUCCAUCGGUUCGGUUCGGUUCGUCAAUCGGCUGAUCGGCGCCGGCGGGGGAGGGGGCCCGCUUCUGUGUUCGCCAUGUUCAAGUUCUGGGGAUCUCAAGAGCAACAAGCUCAGCCACGCCCACAGGAUAGUGCUUCGCAGUCAUGGUAUCCGCCUUCUGUAGUUAGCUCACCCGGUUCUUCCCGUCCCUCAACGCCAAGCAGCACCUCUUCUGGCAGUUUCAAUUACUUUUCACAGUCUACGCCCCAUGUUUCUCCCACUGAGGCUUCAGGGAUCAUUAAUCAUUUGAAAGACAAGAGUGUUGACGAGCUGCGGAAGCUUUUGUCUGACAAGGACGCAUACCACCAGUUCUUGCUUUCACUUGAUCAAGUGAAGAUCCAAAAUAAUAUACGAGAUGAACUUCGGAAAGAAACCCUGCAGCUUGCCAGGAUGAACUUGGAGAAGGAACCUCAAAUGAUGGAGCUGAGAAACCAGUGUAGGAUCAUACGGACGACAGAGUUGGCUGCUGCACAGGAGAAGCUCAGUGAACUAGAGAGACAGAAAGAAGAAAUUAUGAAGCUCUUCUCUUCUUCCUCUCUUAUCCAGAAGCUUCAAGAAUCAAUGCGCAAGACGGAGGAGGAAUCCGAAGCUUUGCACCAAAAGCUUCUUGAUAGGGAAGUAGACUUUGGGACAUUUGUGCAGAAAUAUAAGAAGCUGCGUACAACUUAUCACAAGCGCGCACUUAUCCAACUUGCAGCGAAAACAUCUGCAACUGGAUGACCAAUGCAUGGCAAGCAUCCUACAUGAAUGGGGUGAUGAAGAUUUCCUUGUAUUACGGUGUGUUAAACUCAUUUUUCAUUUGAUUUUGCUGUGCACAAGACCAUAUCCACCAUGUAUGUAAACUUUUUUUUUCCGAAAAAUGUCAUGCGAUACUCACCUCACUUACAAUUGGUACUUUGCCUACUGUAUCUCCCAUAAUUGAUGAAGGCCAAAGAUUCUGCCUAUAGUCAGGUAUGCAGUUAUGGAUGUUCUCGAUUUUUUUUUACUUUACAGGCAAUAGUGCCAGGUGUAAUAUAAAAUUGGUUUACGAAAUUAGUUUACUAUGUGACGUGGCAGAGUUUUAUUGGAUGUUUAA
Syzygium oleosum is the source of this 1192-nucleotide messenger RNA. RefSeq names its product vacuolar protein-sorting-associated protein 37 homolog 1. The record is from RefSeq and is a predicted model, not a curated record. Gene Ontology annotation, biological process: protein targeting to membrane; ubiquitin-dependent protein catabolic process via the multivesicular body sorting pathway; protein targeting to vacuole. Gene Ontology annotation, cellular component: ESCRT I complex. The transcript has 7 exons. The coding region runs from base 154 to 837 and encodes 227 amino acids. Lineage: Eukaryota; Viridiplantae; Streptophyta; Magnoliopsida; Myrtales; Myrtaceae.